UGAUGUGCGGUGAUUGCCGCAAACUCAACGCGACCGUCAACGAGCAAACAACAUAAGCGCGACGGCCAGGACUCGAGCAGGAGCAGGACAUGAUGUCAGCGCUAAAUGAGAACAGCCUCAGCCCAGUUGCAACGGCGACGGCAACAGCAACUGCAACUGCAACUGCGGCAGCGGCAGCUGCUGCUGCUUCUGCUUCUGCUACAGCUGCAACUGUUGCCACAAGCAAGUGCUCUGCCACAACGACCACAAUGCUAACCACAAAAACGCCAUUUUCCAUCGAACACAUAUUAUUUCAAAACUUGAACAACAACAACAGCAACAACAACAACAACAAUGGCAAUCAAAAGUGCAACAAAUAUUCAGUGAAAAGUGCCAGGAGCAAUGCAAGCGCCAGCUCCAUAUCCGCCGUAUCAAAUACCUUAUCAAAUGGCAGUGCCAGUGCCAAUGCUAAUGCUAAUGCCAAUGCCAAUGCCAAUGCAAGUGCAUAUGACAAUAACAGAUACCCUGUAAAUCCAACAGCGACGGCCUCGACACGUCACACAAGCAGUCCGCAGCACUCGGCAGGGAUUUAUACCAGCGAGGAUUACGUCAAGUCCAUGCACAGCCAACGUGCACAUCAGCAAAGGUCAGCAGCCGCCCACUACGGCCACUCGAGCUCGGGGCCAGCCGGAGAGCCAAGUGUGCAACAGAUGACAGCAGCAGCAGCAGCAGCGGCGACUGCAGCACCUACAGCACCGCCUCCGCCUCCGCCAGCAGCGAGUGCCCCGAAUAGUGUGCUUUAUCCAAACGCUGGGUAUGGCGAUCAUGGCUUCUUGCAGAUGACCCUCGGCUAUUUGUCGCCGUCGUCGGGCACGUACAAGUCGGUGGAUCCCUACUUUCUGUCCCAAGCCAGCUUGUUUGGAGGAGCGCCCUUCUUCGGCGCGCCCGGCUGUGUGCCGGAGCUGGCCCUCGGCCUGGGCAUGGGCGUGAAUGCGCUGAGGCACUGCCGGCGCCGUAAGGCGCGCACCGUCUUCAGCGACCCGCAGCUGUCGGGGCUGGAGAAGCGCUUCGAGGCGCAACGGUAUCUGUCGACGCCAGAGCGCGUAGAGCUGGCCACGGCUCUGGGGCUGAGCGAGACGCAGGUUAAGACCUGGUUCCAGAAUCGUCGCAUGAAGCACAAGAAACAGCUGCGACGACGCGACACUGCCAAUGAACCCGUUGACUUCUCACGCACCGAGUCAGGCGGCAAGCAGCAGGGCGAGCCCCACAGCCCCCCAGCAGCAGCCACGGACGCCAAGGCCAAGCUGGGCCAGACAUCAAGUCAGCAGCAGCUGCAAAUGUGCUUCCUGCAGCAUGGCUACUCCACGGAUGACUACUCCGACCUGGAGGCGGACAGCGAGGAUGAUGAUAAUUCCAGCGAUGUGGAUAUUGUGGGCGACACGAAGCUCUAUCAGCUCACAUAGGACGCAGGCGUGUAAACAGUUGUCCAUUCAUAGACUUAACGUGUGCGAAAAAUACCAAAAUAUUUUAAAAAUACCACAUUUAUUAGCAAACAGAUAGAAAUUAAUAUAUGUAUACCAAAUACUUUGUAUUAUUUUAUCUCCUUUAUAGUUUCUUCUGGCAUUUUUGUUAAAUUAUUUAACGUUUCUGUUCUUGUUCGAUACGAACAAAAAUAUAUAUAUAAAAAACUUGUAAUAACUACUAAAAACAAAAAAUUACCAGAUUACAAAAGUUUGAAAUUACCAUCGGAUUUAAAAUUUCGAAAAAUUGUACUUUCAUAUCUUUUUGUAUUUAUUGAUUUUAUCCGUUCAAUACUUCACCUUAAUAUAUUUGUAUAUAAUUGUUCUUUUUAAAGAUUUUUCUUUGUUUUAAUUGUUGGUAUUUUUAAACAUAACGUUAAGUACUUAUAAUCUUUUAUCCUUGAAUUCAUUAUGCAUUUUCUUUACAAAUUAACAAUUUUCGGCUCUUUACCUGGAUUUUGGGUAUAUGGCAUUUUUUGCACAUUAGACAGACUAUAUCGGGUCUAUACAACUUUCAAGUUAUCAAACUCUGUAAAUAGCAACCACAAUAAGGACUUUCCAAUUGGGCGCAAGCCUAGUCACAGUUAAAUCUAAGCAAAAUAUACACAUACAUACACACACACAUAUAUACAUAUAUAUUAAAGUAUCACCAAAUACAGCUAGUGAUUUUAUUCGAGUACUUC
Molecule: messenger RNA, 2182 nt
Organism: Drosophila mojavensis
Lineage: Eukaryota; Metazoa; Arthropoda; Insecta; Diptera; Drosophilidae
Product: brain-specific homeobox protein
Exons: 4
Coding region: 90-1442 (450 amino acids)
Biological process (GO): regulation of DNA-templated transcription
Molecular function (GO): DNA-binding transcription factor activity, RNA polymerase II-specific; DNA binding
Source: RefSeq, a predicted model, not a curated record